AUGUUUAAAUGCAGCGAGUGCUGUUGUAAAGCCCCCAAGAGCUCCACCAUUAGGAUCCACGAACGCAUUGUGCUCCACAAAGAGCAAACUUACUCUUGUCAAGAGUGUGAUUACAUCACCAAAACCCCGGCUGACCUCAAGGCUCACCAAAUGACCAUCCACGAGAGUAUCAAUCCUUUCAAGUGCCCGGAUUGUUCUUACACGUCACUGAAAAUCUCGCAGAUCAAGAAGCAUCGUGACAACGUCCAUUUCAGGAAAAAGCCUUUCAAGUGCGACAAGUGCCCCUACUCAGCGCCCACCAACUCUCACCUCAUGUCCCAUGAUCGCUCUGUGCACAUGGGCAUCAAGCUGUUCAAGUGCCAUGAAUGCAGCUAUGCCGCCUCCCUCCAGUCGGGACUCGAGCGCCACAUAAACGCCGUGCACUUGCGACUCAAGCCAUUCAAGUGUCCUGACUGCAAUUUCUCUACCUCAACUCCAUCAUACGUUGAAAAGCAUCGCAAUACCGUUCACUUGGGACUCAAACCCUUCCACUGCAACGCAUGUUCUGUGCGCUGUGCCACGCAGAUUGAUCUUGAAAGACACAUCAACUCGGUGCAUCUCAAACUUAAACCUCAUAAAUGCCCGCGAUGUUCGUUUGCUUCUGCCAAGAAGUCCUACCUCUCCAAGCACAUCAAAGCCAUCCACUUGGGGCUGGAGCCGUACAAAUGUUCCUCCUGCACCUUCACCUCACUCACACAGUCUGCGCUGACCAAACAUCGCAGCAUCGAGCACAACUAGACCGUGCCCAACUACCUCCUCUAGACAACCAGACCGUGCCCCACUACCUCUAGACAACCAGACCGUGCCCUGCUCCCUCCUCUAGACAACCAGACCAUGCCCCAUUACCUCUAGACAACCAGACCGUGCCCCUCUACCUCUAGACAACCAGACCGUGCCCCUCUACCUCUAGACAACCAGACCGUGCCCCGCUACCUCCUCUAGAGUCUAGACAACCAGACCGUGCCCCACUACCUCUAGACAACCAGACCGUGCCCCGUUACCUCCUCUAGACAACCAGACCGUGCCCCGCUACAUCCUCUAGACAACCAGACCCUGACGCUGCAUUUUCUUAUUAUUAAUUUUAUUCCUGACGCAUUAAAUGAAGCUGUAAUUAAACUGAUGAGAUUUUGUGGAUGAUUUAAAGCCAUAAAUGACAUUUCCAUUGUAAUUAAUAUUCAUAUGAUAUUUUCUGUAUUUAAUUUAG
Hyalella azteca is the source of this 1243-nucleotide messenger RNA. Its product is annotated as zinc finger protein 845-like. Lineage: Eukaryota; Metazoa; Arthropoda; Malacostraca; Amphipoda; Hyalellidae. The transcript has a single exon. The record is from RefSeq and is a predicted model, not a curated record. Gene Ontology annotation, biological process: regulation of transcription by RNA polymerase II. The coding region runs from base 1 to 777 and encodes 258 amino acids. Gene Ontology annotation, cellular component: nucleus. Gene Ontology annotation, molecular function: DNA-binding transcription factor activity, RNA polymerase II-specific; RNA polymerase II transcription regulatory region sequence-specific DNA binding.